ACGGGAAUAUCUGGUGGGAGAAGAAGCGGGAUGUUGUAAACAGUGAAACGCAUCAUUCCAGACAUUCGUAGAGAUACUUGUCUGUGGUCAAGGUCAAGGCUUAAAUAUGACUUUCUUAAAACGGUAGUGCAUACUCUCAGCCACAAACCAUGGUGGAAUUGAAGGCACCCUUGACCUUGCCAGCUGUGGUCAUCUGUGCUCUCUUGUUUGACUUGGUGGAAUCAGUCCCUCCUUUUGACCCUUACAAGGUGCUUGGGGUCACAAAAAGCGCCAGUCAAGCUGAAAUUAAAAAAGUCUACAAGCGUUUGGCCAAAGAAUGGCAUCCAGACAAAAACAAAAAUCCAGAAGCUGAGGAUAUGUUUAUCAAGAUCACCAAAUCAUAUGAGAUCCUGUCCAGUGAGGAGAAGAGAUCAAACUAUGACCGUUAUGGACAGACGGACGACACUCAGCCGUUUGGCCAUCAUGGACACCACCCAUUUCAUGACCAUUUUUAUUUUGAUGAGACAUUCUUCCAUUUCCCCUUCAAUGCCAAGGAUGGCAGAGACUUUGCUGACAGCAAAUACAUGCUUCACUUCAAUCAAUACAUUAAUGACAUUGUGCCUGACAGCUUUAAGCGACCCUACUUGAUCAAAAUAACAUCUGAUUGGUGCUUCAGCUGCAUCCACAUUGAGCCAGUGUGGAAAGAGAGUGUGCAGGAACUGGAACCUCUGGGUGUUGGCAUAGGUGUGGUGGAUGUUAGCUUUGAGCGACGAUUGGCCAAUCACCUUGGUGCACAUCGUACCCCAUCCAUACUUGGUGUUAUAAACGGCAAGGUGACCUUUUUCCACUAUGCUGUGGUGCGACAACACCUCAGGCAGUUUGUAGAGGACUUGCUCCCACAAAGACUUGUUGAGAAGGUGACCGAUAGGAAUAACCACCAGUUUCUAAACAGCUGGCAUGCAAUCAACAAACCCCACGUCCUCCUUUUCGACCAAGUUCCCAUUGUCCCAUUGCUAUAUAAGCUGACUGCAUUUGCCUAUAAAGACUAUGUGCAAUUUGGGUACGUGGACCAGGGUCUCACAGAGACAGCAAACCUACUGAGACAGUUCAACAUUAAUACAUAUGCUCCAACAAUGCUUGUGUUCAAGGAAAACACAGACAAGCCAGCAGACAUUAUUCAGGCUAAGGGGAUGAAAAAAACAAUAAUUGAUGAAUUCAUAUCAAACAACAAGUUCCUCUUGGCUCCUCGGCUGGUGAAUCAAAAGGUCUUUGAUGAGCUUUGUCCUGUGAAACAGUUUCACCGGCGCAGGAAAUACUGUGUGUUGUUGAUCACAAGUGAAGAGGAGUCGUUUUCCACUGGUAAUAAGGCCUUCCUUUCCCUGGCCUCCACCAACACCAACGAUGUCCUGAGAUUUGCCUACGUGUACCAGCGGCAGCAGCAGGCCCUGUGCGACACGCUACUGAGGAACAGGGACAGCACUCCUCCACAGGUGGUGAUUCUGGAGCGGCGGAGCGGAGCUGGCAAGGUCCUGUACAAGCCUGUGUUGAGCGGCUGGAACGGCAGCGAGGAGGACAAGCACCGGCUGCUGGAAGAGCUGCAGCGGCUCCAGAAGGACCCCUCUGUCCUCAACCACGACGCCAUACUGCCGGAACUCAACAAUGAAUUUGCCUCUAUGUUUUUAAUUCGAUGGGUAUUCACAGCAUAUGAUUACUUGACAGAAAUUAUUGAUGACGUUCUUCACAAUAAUUGGCGUGAGAUGAUGCCUCUGCUGUCACUGAUAUUCUCAGCAUUAUUCAUCUUGUUUGGCACUGUUGUCAUCCAGGCCUUCAGUGAUUCGAGUGAAGAUAUACCGGCAAAACCAAAAUCAAAAGAAGCCUCAAAGACAGAAAAUGGGUCACCCAACAAUACCAGCACAUCAAGUCGUCAACCAAGGAAGAACUUUGUGGAGGUGACAGAGCUGACUGACAUCACAUACAUGAGCAACCUAGUGAAAUUAAGGCCAGGGCACACCAAUGUAGUACUGGUCCUCACAGACGCUUCUAAAAACGUUCUACUGAGCAAGUUUGCUAAGGAGGUGUAUUCAUUUACAGGGAGCCUGACACUGCACUUCUCCUUCCUAAAUGUGGACAAGCACAGUGAGUGGAUGGACACCUUGCUGGAGUUCGCCCAGGACACAAUGCAGAUCGACACCGACGAGGACGAGACCGGCAACCGCAAGGUAGACUACACAGGUUAUGUCCUGGCUCUCAACGGCCACAAGAGGUACCUGUGUCUCUUCAGACCUGUCUACACUGGGGAAGACCCCGACAAAUCCGAGGAGGAAGGGACCACUUCGGGGACUCGGUCCAGGUCGAGCUUGCGCGACGAGCACCAGCACCAGUCACGGAAAGGGACGUCCCGCUCCCGCUCCACCUCACUGCAGAUCCAUCACAAGCUGGACCGACUCGGCCUCUGGAUGGAGAGGCUCAUAGAGGGAACCUUGCCACGGUACUACAUCCCUGCCUGGCCUGGCCUGGACAAGAUCACGGUCACUAAGUAAACCCCUUGUGUGUAGAGGGAUUGGGGCAAAGAUCAUUAAGGGCGGAGCAAGAUACUUCAUGAGAAGCCACUUCCUGGAACCCGAAACGCAAGAGGGAGGGGGGCAAAAUCCCCCUUUAUGCAGAGCUGUUCCAUUGAAGUCUAUGGAGAUGACACGCAUGACACACCCCCUUUAUGCAGAGGAAGUGAUCUCCGUUUUGCGCCCAUAGACAUGAACUCCGACGACGUAUCUUGCUCCGCCUUAAGGAUCUUUGAUUGGGGUUUGGCUGAUAUCUGGUUGUAGUCCGGUUGUAGAAAAAAGGCAUGUACACUAUUUAAUGGCAGAGGGUUUGCCUCUGUCACUGAGGUAUGUUUAUGUGCAUGGACCAGAGUGGUUCUGUGUUUGUGAAUUACUGCCUUAUGCCAAGCAAACACUGUGCAAUUUUCACCCGAUUUAGCCCCAAAUCAGUCAGAUCCGACAAAUGCCUGAUUUGGGCCAUAUUCCUGUCUGAUAUGUUGUGUAUUUCGAGCAGGCUCACAACCCCUAAUUAAAGGUUCAGCUCUGCUCCGGUCCGAUCAGAUUUCCGUCAGAACAUUUUGUCGGCUGUCUUACAUUGUGAGCAGUCGAACGCACACUGUGAGCUCAGAAUUCUGAUUGAAAGAUGUAGUGCGAGUUCAAGGUCUUAGGCGACUGACAAAAAAAAUGCACAGUGUCUGCCCGGCUUAAGUUGGAGCCUGGAUACAUUGACUUAGUUUCACAGAGUAUUGUUUUGGGGAAAUGAAAGGUUGCAGGCAUGGUCUGGUAGACCUUAGUGCAACUCAUGCAGUGGGAAUAAGUCACGCCACCUUUCCUUAGCAUGCUGUGAUGUGUUUGCUGCUCUAUUCAUAUGUAUCUCUAUAUGUUGAAUCACUGUGGAUAACCGUAGAGUGCUAGACCUUACACAUCUUAUUCAAAUAAUACAUAUCUAUACUUAUCAUUUCUGAGACAACUAUUGGUGGCCCACAGAUACCAUUAACAGCUCUUACCUCUCUAGGCCUUAGGCACAUGUACUGUAUACACCCACUGUCUACAAGCAUUUAGAUGCAGUUGAAUUUUAACAUUUUCACUUGGAUUUGUUUGUAAAAAAAGUGACUUUUCUUGCAUUUGCUCAUCAUCAUAAUAGUUAAAAGGUACUCUCUCACAUAAUGGUAGCAUUCCCCUUAAUAACAUUUUUUUAAAAAGAGAAUUAAAAAAGGCAUUUAAUGGCCUGGAUUAUCUGUGCUGCAGAUAAGGGACUAAGGAAGUAAUAAUAUUUUGACCACAGGUCAAAACAGGACCAGUAAACCUACAGUAAAUAUUCAUAAUUUAAGUGGCACAGAUGUUUAAUCAAGAAAGAGACAGUGCAGCUAUUCAAUUGUGAGUAUAGACGAACUGGUCAGUUAGCUUUCCCUGAGAGCAAUGCAGCCUGGCGUGACUUGAAAUGUAAACAUGUACAGUAGGCUAUUUACUGUUUGGAUCUUCCAAAUCAUCAUCACAUAAAACAAAUGAUGACAUAUCACGGAAGGAUGACGAAUCUCAUCAAGGAAGAUAGCUUACAGUGGUUCAUGACACAACUCUAAAAGAGAAAUAUAAAUGGCCUGAGUGUGAAUCAUGUGAAUUCAUUAAGACCUGAUCAUUUCGUGCAAAUUGGGCUUAUUGACGGUUUCAAUGUAAACUGCAUACAAGACACUUAAAGAUCAUUCAACCUUGCUGUGUAACGUUCUAGAAUUUAGAUUGUCAAAGUUGUCCAGUUUUUUUGCAGCUUGUUCAUAAAACCAUUUCAUUUAAAGGAGAUGGUAUGAAUUUUGAAAGUGAAAUGUCCUGAUUUACAGGAAAAGAGAUGAGCUCUUAUUCGUGUCCAGUUUUGUGUGACAUUUUGCAGCCUUGUCUCUGUUUUUCUUCAUAGAGCAGACAGCAUUUAAUCUGGUGGUGGCUAUAAGGCCUUCAAAUAAUCUUACAUGGACUCACACGAGUAGUGAGCAGACAGACAGAUCAGACAAAGGGAUACAAUACUGAAAAUCUUUAAUUGAAUUUAA
Sardina pilchardus (European sardine) is the source of this 4552-nucleotide messenger RNA. RefSeq names its product DnaJ (Hsp40) homolog, subfamily C, member 16 (gene dnajc16). The record is from RefSeq and is a predicted model, not a curated record. The transcript is spliced from 15 exons. NCBI's taxonomy places the organism in Eukaryota, Metazoa, Chordata, Actinopteri, Clupeiformes, Clupeidae. The coding region runs from base 150 to 2519 and encodes 789 amino acids.